AUGUCAUUAAAUCGUGAAAAUAAACAUUAUGAUUAUUUAGUAAUUGGUGGUGGUAGUGGUGGAUUAGCUUCAGCAAAACGUGUUGGUUUGUAUGGUGCUAAAGUUGGAUUGAUCGAAUCAAGUGGUCGACUUGGUGGUACUUGUGUUAAUGUAGGAUGUGUACCAAAGAAAGUUAUGUUUAACACAGCGAGUGUCUCGGAAACGCUUGAAGAUGCGUCUCAUUACGGAUUUAAUAUAAAAGAAAUUUCAAAGUUUGAUUGGCCAUCCAUAAAACAUAAACGUGACGAGUACAUAAAACGACUUAACAAAAUUUACGAAAAUAAUAUGAAAAAGGCAAAUGUUGAAUUGAUCGAGGGUCACGCAAGUUUUGUUAGUAAAAAUGUCGUAAAAGUUAAGCAAGAAAACGGCGAAUGCGAAACUAUUCAUGCUGAUCACAUUUUAAUUGCUACAGGUGGUCGUCCAAUCAUUCCAAAUAUUCCUGGCAAUGAACUCGCAAUUGACAGUGAUGGUUUUUUUGCUCUCAAAGAACAACCAAAAUCCGUAGCUGUUAUUGGUACUGGGUAUAUUGGUGUCGAAUUGGCAGGAAUUUUUAAUACCUUGGGGACAAAAACAACUCUUUUCAGCCGUUCAGGCGAAAUUCUUCGUAGUUUCGAUCCAAUUAUCAAAAAAGUUUUAUAUAACGAUCUUCAAAAAGAAGGAAUAAGAAUCUUAACAAAUGCCAAAGUUUGUAGCCUUUCACGUCACUGUGAAUCUGAUCCAAUAACAGUAGAGUUUAGCUCGAAUGAAACUCAAGAUAAAAAAGAACAAUUUGACGUGGUUUUAUACGCAGUUGGUAGAAGACCAAACAGUGACGGUUUGAAUUUGGAAGAAAUUGGUGUGAAAUUGAAUAGUCAUGGAUAUAUUAUGGUCGAUGAAUUUCAAAAUACUGAUGCUGAAAAUGUUUAUGCACUUGGAGAUGUUUGUGGUGUUGCUCAAUUAACUCCUGUUGCAAUUGCAGCUGGACGUCGUUUGGCAGAUCGUUUAUUUGGUCCUUCACAAUUCAAAAAUUCAAAACUUGAUUAUGAAAAUAUUCCAACAAUUGUAUUUCAUGGUACUUGUGGAACUGUCGGAUUGACUGAACCACAAGCAAAACAGAAAUAUGGCGAAGAAAAUAUUAAAUUACAAGGAUUUGCUGUAGCAGUUAAAAUGGGUGCAACAAAAGCAGAUUUUGAUAAUACAGUUGCAUUGCAUCCUACAGCAGCCGAAGAAUUGGUUAGAAAUGGUUACUUUAAACAGGCUCUUAAUAUUAAUAACAGUGAUGGUGGUAAAGCAAAGAAAAGUCGUUCUGUAAGUGAUGCAGAGAGAAGACGUCGCCGUCAACAAAGGAUUUUAGGAGAGGCAGGAAAUAGAUUAUCAAAAAUUAAUUAUACACAUACCUCACUAGGCGGAGAGGCUGCUGGUAGUGGUGGUGGUCAUUCAACGCGAACUACACCUCGGACCAGUAGAAGAUCUUCUCCUCUACCUAGUGGAAGAUCCUCACCAACCAAAGAAGAUGUAUUUGAUAGUCCUUUUUCACGUUCUAGAAGAAAUACUGGUAAUUUUGAAGGGGGCGGUGUUAGUGAUAGUAAUAAUUAUUUUAACACUUUACAAUCAACACUAUCAUCAUCACCAGAUAAUAUUAAUUUAUCAUCAUUUUCUACAGACAAUAAUAAUUCAUCACCAGCACCACAUAUAAGAGUUAGUGAGGAUAAUACAGAAUCAGAGUUUUCCGCAAUUUCAAAACGAUUAAAUUCCGUUUUAGAAAGUGAAGAACAAUUAGCGUAUGAUAAUCAGGAAAAUAAUGAAUUUUAUAAAAGCAUGAUAGGAAAUAGUAUAUAUCAAGGAAAAAAUAGUAGUACUGCAUCAUUAGAAUCAUCAUUUGGUGGUGGCGGUAGUGGUUGGACUAGAUUUUAUUAUUUAAAUUAUGAAAAACCUGGCGAAAUAUUAGACAUACAUCAAAUUCCAAGUAUGCCAUUAUUUUGGUAUUUUAUAACAGCUGAAUUAAUAUUGCAAUCCACAAGAUUAUUAUUACAAAGGGAUCAACCAUUACAAGGUUCGACAUUAGGAAAUUUAGCAGCCAAUUUACCUGAACCAUUUCCAGACAUAAUUAAAAUCCUAUUAAAGCAUAGAUUAAUAUGGAAUAGUUUAUGGGAAGAUAUUUGUGUAUUAAUAUUUAUUGUAGGACUUGUAAUAGCUAUUUCUCCUAUAUUGUCAUAUUUUGAUUAA
This is a messenger RNA of Entrophospora sp. SA101, 2244 nucleotides long. NCBI's taxonomy places the organism in Eukaryota, Fungi, Glomeromycota, Glomeromycetes, Entrophosporales, Entrophosporaceae. The record is from the annotation of a GenBank genome assembly.